AUGAAAUUUAGCAAUGAAGUCUUCCGAUUUGCAUCAGCUUGUAUGAAUUCACGCACCAAUGGCACCAUCCAUUUUGGUGUCUUGGACAAACCCCAUGGUGCCCAUGGAGAAAUUGUUGGUAUGGAAAUCACCAGUAAAGAUGCCUUCAUUGACCACUUCAAUAUGAUGAUCAAACAUUAUUUUGAAGAAAGUGAGAUCAAUGAAGCCAAGAAGUGCAUUCGGGAGCCAAGGUUUGUGGAAGUCCUUCUGCAGAACAACACACCAUCUGACAGAUUUGUCAUUGAAGUAGAUGUUAUUCCAAAACAUUCUGUAUGUAAAGAAAAGUAUUUCUACAUUAUGAUGCAAAACUGUAAAGAUGAAAUAUGGAAACAAAACAAAGAGGCUUCACUGUUUGUGAGAGAUGGAGCUAGCUCUAAGGAUAUCCUGGCCAAUGUCAAGCAACGGGAUAAGGUUUUCAAAGAGUUUAUAAAUGAAAUAAAGUCACUAGCAGUAUCGAGAAAAGAGGCUGAAGAAGAAUAUGAAAGGAUGUCAAAUAGGACGGAGAGUGAAGGACAAAAGCUGGUUAAACUUUUCAUAGGAAACCGAGAGUCACUGGAUGAUUCAUACUACAAUUGGUACAUUCUUGUAACAAAUAAAUGCUAUCCAAACCAAACAAAGAACUUAGAUUUUCUAAACGAAAUUAAAUUGUUUGCUGUUUUGGAGUUUGAUCCUGAAUCUGAGAGCAAAGGGGUGGCCAAAACUUACAAAAGAAGCAGGUUAGCAAACCUUCACUUCCCAAAUCAAUAUGAGGAAAAGACUACUACUAGAGAGACAAUAGAAAGCCUGAAUCUUUAUGAUCAGCCCAGCUGGAUUUUCUGCAAUGGCAGAUCAGACUUCAAAGAUGAGAGGUAUAAGCCUUUAGAACCACAUUUAUGGCAGAGAGAAAGAGCUUCUGAAGUCAGGAAACUGAUUUUAUUUCUCACAGAUGAAAAUCUAAUGACAAGAGGAAAAUUUUUGGUAGUGUUUCUAUUAUUCUCUCUGGUGGAAAGCCCAGGAGAUCCACUCAUUGAAACCUUCUGUGCUUUCUACCAAGCUCUCAAAGGAAUGGAAAAUAUACUAUGUAUAUGUGCAGACUCACAGAUUUAUCAACAAUGGAAAGAUCUACUACGAGCAAGACUGACAAUAACAGAUGAAUUAACAAGCCAUAGUAUUUCCACUUUAAAUUUAGAGUUGAUAAACAGUACUAUCCUUACACUAAAACCAGUCACUCGUUCAUCAAGAAGGUUUUUGCCCUCCCCUGGAUCAUCUUCUGUUACCCUAGAGAAAAAGGAAGAGGAUGUCUUAACUGCACUGGAAAUACUCUGUGAAAAUGAAUGCAAAGACACAGAUAUUGAGAAAAAUAAAGCUAAAUUCCAAGAAUUUCAGAAAACAAAAGAAGAGCACUUUUAUCGAGGUGGCAAAGUAUCCUGGUGGAACUUCUAUUUUUCUUCUGAAAAAUAUUCUUUACCCUUUGUCAAAAGAGACAAUUACGAAAAGCUUACAGAUCUGAUACAGGAUUAUGCAAAGUCUCCUAAACCAACAUUUGUAAAAGUUAUCAAUCUUUAUCAUCAUCCAGGCUGUGGGGGUACUACAUUGGCUAUGAAUGUUCUGUGGGACCUAAAGAAAAAGUUCAGGUGUGCUGUGUUAAAAAACAAAGCAACUGACUUUAAAGAAACUGGAGAACAAGUAAUCAAGUUGAUUACCUAUAAGGCAUCUAGCCAUCAGGAUUAUAUUCCUGUACUUCUCCUAGUAGAUGAUUUUGAAGAACAGGAAAAUGUCUACAUUCUGCAGAAUACCAUCAAUUCCAUUUUAGCAGAUAAGGGUUUGAGAUACGAAAAAACACUGGUAAUUAUCUUAAACUGUAUGAGAUCCCAGAAUCCUGAUAAAAGUGCAAAUUUAGCAGAUAGUAUUGCACUAAAAUACCAACUUUCUGACAAGGAACGAAGAGCUUUUGAAGCCAAACUGGAGGAAAUUGAAAAGCAACACAACGACUGCGAAAAUUUUUAUUCCUUCAUGAUCAUGAAAGAAAAUUUUGAUGAAGAAUAUAUAGAAAAAGUAGUCAGAAAUACCCUAAAAGGACUGAAUAUUGACAGUAAGGAAGCACAACUCAUUUCAUACCUGGCUCUACUCAACUCUUAUGUUACAGACUUUACAAUUUCAGUCUCACAGUGUGAAAUAUUUUUGGGAAUCACAGGCACUAGUACACCCUGGAAACCUGAAAGCCUAGAAGACAAGAUGGGAACCUAUUCCACACUUCUAAUAAACACAGAAAUGGCAGAAUAUGGGGCAUGUGCAGGCGUGCGCAUCAUUCACCCUCUGAUUGCCAGUUGGUGUCUAAAAGAACUGGAAAGAAGCUAUCACUUGGAUAAAUGUCAAAUUGCUUUGAAGGUAUUAAAAGAGAAUUUAUUCUAUAAUUCUGGAAUAGGAAGAGACAAAUUUCAACAUGACAUACAAACUCUUCUGCUUACAAGACAGCGCAAAGAGUAUGGAGAUGAAAUAGACACUUUGUUUUCUCCGUUAAUUGAAGCUUUACAGAAUGAUGAAGUUGAAAGGGUCUUGACUGAAGGAACUCUUCGAUUCCCACAAAAUGCAUUUAUUUGCCAGGCCUUAGCAAGACAUUUCUACAUUAAAGAGAAGAACUUUGACACUGCUCUGGACUGGGCAAGUAUGGCCAAAAAGAGAGCACCUAAAAAUUCCUAUAUCUCAGAUACACUUGGUCAGGUCUACAAAAAUAAAAUCAAAUGGUGGUUGGAUGCAAACAAAAACUGUAGGGAUAUUACUGUAAAUGAUCUAACACAUUUUCUAGAAGCUGCAGAAAAUGCAUCAAAAGCUUUCAAAAAAUCCCAAGAGCAAACUGAUGGGAAAGACUAUGAAACUGAGACUUGGUCACCACAGAAGUCCAAAAGAAAAUAUGAAAUGUAUAAUACAGCUGGUUUCUUGGGUGAAAUAGAAGUUGGUCUUUACACUAUUCAGAUUCUUCAGCUCACUCCCUGUUUCCACAAAGAAAAUGCAUCAUCUAAAAAAAUUAUGGCAGAAUUUUUAUCAGGAAAGUGGGAUAUUCCUACAAAAACAAAAAAUGAAUAUUAUUUGGCUCUAUCUAAGUUCACUUCCUACUUACAAAAUUUACAACCAGAUUAG
This is a messenger RNA of Pipistrellus nathusii (Nathusius's pipistrelle), 3156 nucleotides long. The record is from the annotation of a GenBank genome assembly. NCBI's taxonomy places the organism in Eukaryota, Metazoa, Chordata, Mammalia, Chiroptera, Vespertilionidae.